AUGCCACCGAGACUGCGACUGCGCUCCCUCGUGCGCUUAGCAGAGCUCCAACUCGAGCGAGCUCCGUCACGGUCCGCAUACACCUGCAAUAGAUGCCAAUAUGCGACGGCAGCUACAGUUCCAGCCCCUUCGGAUGAACAGAUACACGCCUCGAUACCAGCAUUAAGUCGCUACGCGCCGGCGACACCUCCCAGCUUCCGCAACCCGGCCUACCGAAAAUCACAGCUUCUCAGAUCCUACGUCUCCCUCCUCCAGACGACUCCUCUGAUCGUGCUGUUCCAGCACACCAAUCUUAAGGCUGCAGAGUGGGUCGGCAUCAGGCGGGAACUGGCUUCAGCGUUGCGAAAGCUCGACACGCAGCUCGCUGCGCAGGGAGCACCUCCGGAGGCACUGAUCGCAGAACACAUCAAACUGGAAGUGAUCAAGACAAACAUUUUUGAGCCCGCUCUACGGAUCACAGAGUUCUUCAAACCGGGUGACCUCCCGCCGGAGACGCUGAGCGGGCUGUCUGGGAUCUCUUCAGAGAAGGAGGAUCCAAGUUUAACACACGCUCUCUCUGCGGCUGCGUACAAGGCAGCGAGUGCUCACAAGGGCGAACACCCACUCACACCCGUCCUGCAAGGCGCCGUCGCCAUCUUGACUCUCCCCGCUGUUUCGCCAACGCAUUUGAAAGCGGCCUUUUCCAUUCUUUCGCCACAGGCGCCUGCUUUUCCGGCACCCACGAGGAGGAUGGUUCCUUCAUACUACGAUCAACCUGUGCAAGAUGGACUCAAAAAGUUGCUUCUUCUGGGAGCUCGCAUCGACGGGCAGAUCUUUGACAUGGAAGGCACGAGGUGGGUCGGCAGCAUUGACGGAGGUAUCGACGGACUACGGGCGCAACUCGUUGCCAUACUUCAAGGGUUUGGAGCCGGGAUCACUACGACCCUGGAAAGCGCCAGCAGGAAUCUGUGGUUUACAAUGGAGAGCAGGCGUAAUAUGCUCGAAGAGGAAGGGAAUCCUAAAGACCAGUGA
Messenger RNA from Exophiala spinifera, 1011 nucleotides. RefSeq lists its product as uncharacterized. Gene Ontology annotation, cellular component: mitochondrial large ribosomal subunit. Gene Ontology annotation, biological process: translation. Bases 1 to 1011 code for a protein of 336 amino acids. NCBI's taxonomy places the organism in Eukaryota, Fungi, Ascomycota, Eurotiomycetes, Chaetothyriales, Herpotrichiellaceae. The record is from RefSeq and is a predicted model, not a curated record. The transcript has a single exon. Gene Ontology annotation, molecular function: structural constituent of ribosome.